Pelobates cultripes (western spadefoot toad) is the source of this 279-nucleotide messenger RNA. Lineage: Eukaryota; Metazoa; Chordata; Amphibia; Anura; Pelobatidae. The record is from the annotation of a GenBank genome assembly.
AUGAAUUGGUCCAAAAUAAAGUUUUACGAACCGGUCAACAAGAUGGAUACCUUACUAGCCAGGGUCCUCAAACCUAGAAUGAGACGAGGACACAUUACAUCCAUCCGGCACCCAGAUAACUUGGUCAAAACUAUGCCCAAAGACAUAGCAGACGUUUUUACUGAUUACUAUAAAUCCCUUUACAAUCAUUCCCCAAACUCAGAGACAAUGACCAUGAGAGACGAGGACGCAACCGGCAAUUUCCUGAAAGACCUAGGACUGCCCAAGUUACCACAAGAG